Molecule: messenger RNA, 11859 nt
Organism: Pecten maximus
Lineage: Eukaryota; Metazoa; Mollusca; Bivalvia; Pectinida; Pectinidae
Product: laminin subunit alpha-2-like
Exons: 61
Coding region: 114-9443 (3109 amino acids)
Biological process (GO): regulation of cell migration; regulation of cell adhesion; regulation of embryonic development
Cellular component (GO): basement membrane
Molecular function (GO): signaling receptor binding; extracellular matrix structural constituent
Source: RefSeq, a predicted model, not a curated record
UAUGGGGUGCUUAGAAUUUCGGCGGAAAGUAGCGUCUGCUUGUAAGGCUUGCGGAGCAAGUUGGAAUCAGAGGGAUGUACCCAUGGUCCAAAUAGUGCUUACAGGGACCGAAAAUGGAUAUCAAAGUUUGUGUGAUUUUCCUAAUUCCUCUAGCGGGAUGGAUUGUCACCCCGUCAAACUGUCAAGAUUCGGGCACAAUGGCUCUAUUUCCGGACAUUUUUAAUCUAGCCAACAGUUCGGAAAUCACGGUGAAUGCUACCUGCGGUGAGACUGCCCCAGAAGUGUUUUGUAAAUUGGUGCAGCAUGUGAAGAUCUUUCCAUCGUCCAGUCAGCACUGUGACAUCUGUGAUGCGUCCAGUGCCAUCGCCUCUAAGCGACAUCCCAUCACCAACGCCAUCAACGGCCGCAGAUCCUGGUGGCAGAGUCCGUCUGUUAAAAACGGAUGGGAGUACAACUAUGUUACAAUCACCCUCGAUCUCAAGCAGGUUUACCAUGUGGCUUAUAUAAUAGUGAAGGCAGCUAACUCUCCUCGGCCUGGAAACUGGAUCCUGGAGAAGUCCAUAGACGGGAUAAACUUCACACCCUGGCAGUACUUCGCUCGAUCCAAUAAGGAAUGUUACAGGGCAUAUGGUAUCCCCGCCACACGGGGACGUCCCAAAUAUGAGAGGGACAACCAGGUCAUAUGUACUUCGUUCUACUCCAAACUGGUCCCACUGGAAAAUGGAGAGGUGAUCAUUUCACUUGUAAAUGGCAGACCAGGGGUGGAGAAUCCGAGCCAAACACUGCUGGAUUUCCUGUCAGCUAGAUAUGUGCGGAUACGCCUGCAGAAAAUUCUUACCUUGAAUGCUGAUCUGAUGACCUUCAGGUUUCGUGACCCUAAAUACCUGGACCCCUCUGUGACAAGGCGGUAUUUCUAUUCUAUCAAAGACAUUUCCAUUAGUGGCCAAUGUAUAUGUUAUGGACAUGCCUCAAGAUGUCUCACCAUCAGACGCACAGAUAGACUUAGGUGUGAGUGUAGACACAACACCUGUGGUAAUAACUGUGAGAGAUGCUGUCCCAGAUUUAACCAGAAACCAUGGAGGAGAGGAGUUAACGGAAACGCAUUCGCCUGUGAAGCUUGUAACUGCCAUCGUCAUGCUGACGAGUGUGUGUAUAAUUCAACUGUGGCAGAACAGGGUCUUAGCAUGAAUAUACGUGGGGAAUUUGAUGGUGGAGGAGUGUGUCUCAACUGUCAGGACUUUACAACGGGAGUAAACUGUGAGAGGUGUCAGGACGGGUACUACCGCCCAGCAGGUGUCCCACCUACAAGUCCCCGCCCAUGUCGUCGCUGUAACUGUCGCGAAUCCCGAGGCUCCACCAGUCGCUGUGUAGCAGAUGACUCAAGAAUCAACGAGGGCCUGAUCCCAGGUCAUUGUGUGUGUAAGCCUGGCUUUGGAGGUCGUAGCUGUGACAAGUGUGCACCUGGUUACCAUGGUUACCCUAACUGUGAACCAUGUCCCUGUAAUAUUGCAGGGACAGUGGACGCUACUCAGUGUGACGGAUCCUGUGUCUGUAAGAGUAAAGUGGAGGCUCGUAACUGUGAUCGCUGUAAGCCUGGCUACUUUAACCUCCAGCAAUCUAACCCUGAUGGCUGUAUGGAAUGUUUCUGUUUUGGGGUCAGUUUCUCCUGUUCCUGUUCUGGCCUUGGUCUACAGGAGAUUUGUGACAUGAGGGACGGAAUGAAAGGUUGGACCAUCACAACAUUAGAUCGGUCUAAGGGCUUUACUCUUUUCUCUAAAACGAACGAUGAAGGAUGGUUAGAGUAUCGCUCCUACCCCUCCCGUAGUCAAAACUCUAUUGAAUCCAGGGACGGCUCGCUUAUCUACUAUUGGCAAGCUCCAGUUAGCUACCUUGGUAACAGGCUGAGCUCAUAUGGAGGAAUGUUAUCUUAUACUACAAUGUACACACUGGAUCACAUGGCACGGGAAUCACACCAUCUAUAUGAUAUAGACGUCAUCAUUCAGAGUGGUAACAUCACGAUCAGUCCGGGGCGGAACUACCUGCGUGAAAACAAUGAGAAGAUGGUGCGUCUCCCUCUGGUGGAGAAGGACUGGUAUUUAUUUACAGACACAGGGUUGUACUCGACAUCUAUGAUCCCGAUCACAAGACGUCAGUUCAUGGAGAUCCUACAUCAAGUAGAUCGUAUCCUGAUCAGGGCCACCUACCACACUGCCCAGGACACUGUCUUUCUAAAGAACGUGAUUUUAGAGAGUGUGAGUGACACAUCACAGAGCCCGUUGUCCCUCCCCAGUGUAGAGAUGUGUAAUUGCCCCCCUGGCUAUGCGGGACUCUCCUGUGAGAGGUGUGCCCCCGGGUACAGAAGAUUGAACGGCCAGCUGUAUGGAGGAAUCUGUGAGGGGUGUAACUGUAACGGCCAUGCUGAUACAUGUGACCUGGUUACUGGCAGGUGCUCGGAAUGUCAGCAUUUCACAACUGGCAACAACUGUAACCAAUGUUUACCUGGUUACUAUGGCGACCCACGGCAGGGUACAGAGACAGACUGUAAACCCUGUGCAUGUCCCCUCCCAGAUAGAUCCAACAACUUCGCCACUUCCUGUCGCCUGGAACCUAUCCCCGGUAACUACAACAACUAUGUCUGUGAAGGCUGUCGGACGGGACACACAGGGCCUCACUGUGAAAGGUGCGCUCCAGGUUUCUAUGGCGACCCCACACAGCCGGGUGGCUACUGUCAGCCUUGUAGUUGUAAUGGUAAUAUAGAUACAUCCAACUAUGGUAGUUGUGACCCCAACACAGGGGCAUGUCUUCGUUGUCGUGACAACACAGAAGGGGAGAGGUGUGAACGGUGUCGACCUGGAUACUUCGGGACAGCAAGGAAUGGUGACUGUCAAGCGUGUAACUGUGACCAGGGUGGAUCGCUGACCACAGAGUGUGACCAAAGGACUGGUCAGUGUGAGUGUCGGUCUAAGUUUGGAGGACGUCGCUGUGACCAAUGUCAGGAUCACUUCUAUGGCCUGCCUCGUGGACAGGGUUGUUCCCCCUGUGAAUGUGACCCUGUGGGUGCGCUGUACCGUCAGUGUGACCGGACCACGGGUCAGUGUGUAUGCCGUCCUGGCGUCGGGGGAAGGACCUGUGACGCAUGUAACCCAGACUAUUUUGGAUUUUCCAUCUAUGGCUGUAGAAGAUGUGACCCCUGCAACAAACCAGGCCAUAUCUGUGACCCCAAGACGGGUAACUGUGUUUGCCCCCCAUUUACCACUGGACCACGAUGUGGACGCUGUCGUCCCAGAACUUGGGGAUAUCAUCCUACGGAGGGCUGCAAGCCGUGUGGGUGUAAUCGAGUGUCCUCCAAGUCGGUGCAGUGUAACCGCCUUACGGGCAAGUGUAACUGUAGAAGAAAUUACACCGGAGACCAGUGUGAACGCUGUCUAUAUGGUUACCAUGGAUUCCCUAACUGUGUAGCUUGUCAGUGUGACGACCGUGGAACCAACACCAGCAGUUGUGCGAGUCCUAGAAAGUGUGAUUGUGAUGACAGUGGCCAGUGUGUGUGUAAGAAAAACGUGGGGGGCGAGGCUUGUGACAACUGUAAGCCAGAUACCUUCAGUCUGGACAAAGAGAAUCCGAGCGGCUGUACCAAGUGUUUCUGUUUUGAGCGAUCGUCCACCUGUACUCAGUCUCCCUAUGUUUGGGACCAGAUGAGAAUUCCAGAUAUGAGGAUGACCUUUGACCCAAGAGUAUCCAGAGUUGUGACCCGACAGUUCAAAUACUACAAUGUGAUACCAGAGGGCACUGCCUACACAUCUAUCCCAGGGUACCUUAGAGCUGGGCCGCUGUAUUGGAAACUUCCAUUAACAGCUGGGGACAUGACGUUGUCCUAUAAUGGUGAAUUGCGGUUCAAUGUGAUGUAUCGUACUGAGGACAAUCCUGGGCCCAUCAGUCAGACACAGAAGCAUCCCUAUGUGGUGAUUAUAGGAAACACUUUCCAUAUGAUGUACAAUGGUUCAGGUACCUGGAUACCAGGUUCGACAAGAAGCUCUGUUCUUCAACUACAUGAGAAUGAGUGGGAAGUACGAGGCUUCAAUAAAGUGGCGACAAGAAAGAUGAUGAUGAUUGUUCUCCAGAAUGUUACAGCCGUCUUAGUUCGGGCCUCUUACGACAAAAAUACCGUUUAUACAGAAAUAACAGACAUAGGGCUACAAGUGGCUAGACCUCCUGUACCUGGUCGUAACCUGGAACCGGCCCUGGGGGUGGAGAUCUGUGAAUGUUCAGACAAAUAUGACGGACUCUCCUGUCAGCUUCCCGCUCCAGGAUUUUACAAGUUCCGAUAUAACCUGACAAUAGAGAUAUCGGACCCCAUCCUAAUUAUCGGAGGGGUGGAGGAAUGUUUCUGUAACGGCCAUAGUAACAUGUGUAAUAUCUUCUCCGGCCAAUGUCAGAACUGUACAGGUAACACAUACGGACAUAACUGUGAGUUAUGUGCCCCUGGAUAUUUUGGCGAUGCAACCAGAGGGACGAAUGCUGACUGUAGACCAUGUUUAUGCCCCAGUAUCACCAACAGUUUCAGUCCGACCUGUGAGAUUCGUGACGGGACUUUGGUAUGUACCAACUGUUCAGUUGGAUACACUGGAACUCGCUGUCAAAGUUGUGCAGAUGGUUUCUACGGUAACCCCACAGAUGUGGGUGGAGCCUGUGUACCAUGUGACUGUAAUAAGGAAGGCUCAGUGUCUGGUCGCUGUGACAAUAAUGGGCGCUGUUUGUGUCUACCAGGAAUCAUGGGUGAAAAAUGUGACUCCUGUCAGCCUAGAUAUGCUGUAGUGGAUGGUUCUUGUGUUUCAUGUGAUGUCGGGUGUACGGCUGACUUAAUGGCGGAGAUGGACAAGCUUGACAACAUCACUUUGACUGUCAACAUCACUGGAAUCUUCCCCGUCCCAUGGGACAGACUGUGGAGGAUCAACAAUGAUACUAGACAGCUUCGGGAAGAAUGGGAUGCAGUGCAAAUGGCAGAGAUUCGUGAUUUAGAAAAUCAACUGACUCCUCUGGAAACUAAGGCGGAGGAAUUGGAAAGAAGGUCUGUCAAAGUGAUGGCUGACGGGGAGUUGGCAGUGACGGAGGCAGAAAAAUUUGAUGACAAUGCCGACAAUAUUGAGGAAGAAAUUGAUGAGCUCUUUAACAAAAUCAGAAAUAUCGUAGCCAACAUUGACGUUUCCAUAGAGCGGCAUCCUAACUCCAGUGGUAUCAACAUUACCGAGGCCCUAGCUGAGGCUAAGAUGAUCCUGAAAGAGAUAGAGGGAAGGGAUUUCACCAACAAGGAGACAGAAAUUGCCAUGGGUGCUAUGAAGGUGGAAGGUCUGCUGUAUAAACUUAAGAAUAUGAAAGCCAAACUUGUAAAUACUUCUUCGGUGAAGACUGAGCUGGACGAUGUGCGGAGGAGGAUCGAGGACCUCCGACAGAAGGCUAACAAUACAGAGAUGAUAGUGAACGAUGUAACCAGUAAAAACCUUGGAAUCACUUUAAAGAACAAAAGAUUGGAGAAUUUGAUGUAUGAUAUAGACGGUGCCCAGGACAAAGUGGUCAAUAGUUUGGUCAGCGGCUAUCAAACCAUCAAGGAUGCCCGUACUCUCCUCAGACGGACCCGUCUCAAUAGAGAUAACAUAGCCAGCGAGGCGAGCUCCCUGGAUUAUAUCCUACCAGAGCUGAAGAGAGUCGAUGACGACCUGGGAAACGCAAUCCCUGUGGCUGAGAACCACACCCAGGUGGCAUUGGACCAUGCCAAGAAACUUAGUCAACAGGCUGACGUCCUGGAAAAGAUGUUUGAGAAGGCGAGAGCUGAUGCAGAACUUCCUCUAAAGGCAGCUAAUGUUUACAAGAACAUCAUCCAGGCAAUAGAGGAGGCAGAAGAGGCAGCAUUGAGAGCGCUGGCUGCUGCUGACAACUCUACAGACCUGGUUGACCUUGACAGAAUCAAGGACACUGUUGGAAGGUCACUCAAUAGAAGCCGAGAUCUACUGAAGAGGGCGGACAAGACUAAAACUGAUGUUGCAGACCUGACCGAGGACUUGAAGGCCAUGGAGAAUACACUGGACAAUAUAAACAACACUCAGGCGAGAACUCGGGACAAUUUACACGUAACUAACCAGGAGAUGAACAAACUAUCUAAAGAUGUAAGUGACAGAGCCAGGGCAGUGAUGGCUGAUAUGAAUGAUACAGAGGCUGAGAUGAAAGUCACCAAGGCCAAGGUCAAGCGUAUCCAUGACAACAUCAACAAUGACCUUCUCCCCAAACUGAAAUCAAUGCAGGACUUUAAUAUAGACAAGAUAGCUGUUGAUGUUCAAACUGCAGCUGACAAUGUGACUGCUAACAUACGCAGUAUCCAGGCCAUUAUAGAUGAUGUAGAAGCUGCCUCAAAUAAAACAAAGGAAGAGGAGACAAGGCUGGAGGCCAAGCUUAAAAAACUCCGGGACAGCAUCAAACAAGCCCGAGCUCAGGCGGAGAAGGUGAAGGUGUCCCUGUCAACAUCAGGCAGCUGUUCGCGGUCGUUCGUUCCCCAGACACAACCACGUACCACCAACAGCAUCGAUUUCAUUUUUAAAACCAACAACUCGGCUACAGACAUGUUGAUAGUCCUGGUACAGAAAAGUCCCCAGGAAUAUAUGGCUCUGGACAUGAUUGGGGGCAAGAUGCACUUCUCCUGGGACUCGGGCAGUGGACCAGGCUCAGUCACCAAUGAUAUGGUCAUCAGGGAUGAGGCGAACUUCAUUACUGAGAACAAGAAGUGGUACCAUGUUAGUGCUGAAAGAAUUGGACGUGUGGGGACUCUGGAGGUGUUUAAGAUGGACAACCCUGGAGGUGUUGUAUCAGCCAAGGGAUCCUCCCCCAUAGGGAGCACCAUCCUCCAACUGGACCCCUCGGCUGACCUGUACGUGGGUGGUGUGCCGAAAUCCUACAAUAUGGCCCAAGAAGUAGCUCGAGGCAACAUGUCUGGUUGUAUGGGAGAGUUGUUCAUUGAUGAUGUACGUGUUGGACUUCACAACUUUAAACAGUCGUAUGGAACAUGCGGUGGCUGUAGGGAUGUUCCGUCCCCUGGCAGUCUAGCUACAGACACCUUCAGCUUUGAUGGGACCGGUUACUCCUCCCUCAAGCAGGAUGACAAGUACAUCAGUACCCGAACUUUCAUCAAGUUUGAGUUCAAAACUUUCUGGGAAAACACCACCCUGUUGUUUUCAGGGAACCCUGUUUCUGGAGAUUUUAUAUAUUUGAGCCUGCUAAACGGACAUGUAAUGGCUCAUAUAUACAUGGGCGGUCAGAGCCACAUACGCCUGGAGACCAACAACUUGUACAAUAACAAUCAAUGGCAUAAAGUCCUCCUCAACCGGAACAAACUCCAGGCCUUCCUGUCGGUUGGGGAUUCGGAGGAGGAUAUUGCUGAUGCUGCCCCCGGUAACACCGGACUUGAACUCAAGUUUGUGCCCUUGUUCUUCGGUGGUGUGCCUGAGAGUUUUGAUCUGGCACCAUUUCAAAAAAGGGGUGUCCUCAGCAGCAUGCCAUUCCUAGGCUGUAUGCAGGAAAUACAGGUGGACCUGAAGACGAGGGACCUACUCCAAGGCAACUCUGUUGGAGUUAAACAGGGCUGUCCUAUUUCUGGUUACCGUAAAGUUGGGUUCUAUGGCAAUGGUUUUGCAAUGUAUGAUGGGAGUCCACUGGCAAAAGAUGCUGGUGAGGUGUCACUGUCCUUCACCUCAACACAGAAGGACACAAUGCUACUCCUUGCCAAGGACACUGACCAGGAGCCUGAUAUGGAGCCCAAGAAUUUCUACUCGCUGGCAUUGGUGGACGGCCGUAUAGAGGGCAGGUUUAGUGGCACUUUUCUACCUGUGACUCUAACCUCCAACAAGAGGUUCAACGACGGUCGUCUACAUAAUGUUGCUGUUCGCAAAUUCAAAAGGGAAAUAGAACUCUAUGUUGAUGAUGUAUUGGUGGGGACGGGUAACUUACCCUUGGCUACCCAAGAGAUCAUAGUUGAGAAGCUGUACCUGGGCGGCGCUCCUAAUCUCUCGGACCGACAGGUGAUGGUUGCCAAUAUCAAUGGCCUCAACGGCUGCAUCAGUGACAUCAUCAUCGAUGGAAAUAUUUUAAGUUUGAACAAUCCUGAACAGUACGAGCAUGCUGAUAUUGGUCGGUGUAGAGCCAACCUCAAUCCUACAGUGGUUACCCUGGCGCCCACCCCAAGACCUACUCCCGCACCCACUCCAGCUCCUACACCUAAGCCUACCACUGAAAGACCUACCACCACACCUGAGCCUACUACACCACAACCAACCACUCCUACAACUGAACCAGCGUCCUGUGCUGUCCCAUCUGAUGAAACAACAGAAUUCCUUUCCCUGGCAUUCGGAGAAUCACCAGAAAGCUUCGGAGAAAUUGCACUGGACAAGAAGAGUGUCUCAUCUGUAUUUAAUGUGUCCAUUGAGUUCAAAACAUUCCUACCUUCCGGGUCAUUCUUCUACAUCACCAACCCGGAGAAGAUAGCCUACUUAGCUGUACAGAUCAUUGAUGGCCAUGUGUCCCUCCUGUACCGAUACAACGGUGACAGUUUUACUCUCAAUGACAACAAACAAGUCAGUGAUGGACAGUGGCAUCGUCUGGUGGUCAAUAAGGGCACCAAGCUCAUCAAGCUAAGAGUAGACGAUGGUCGGGAAAAUAGGGGCCGAGUCCAGAAGAGGAUGGAACUGGAGGGUCCAAUGUAUGUCGGCGGGGGCUUUCCUACAGUAGCCACACCCCCAGGAUUUGUUGACCAUAGCUUGAGAGGUUGUAUAAGAAACUACAUGAUAAACGGUAAAUUGAUCCUAAUUGCUGAUGCUGACAUCGUCAGCGGCAUCAGAAACUGCUAUCAAACCAUGGAGCCCGGUGUGUACUUUACGGGAGGAGCCUAUGGGGUUCUGGAUCGUGAAUAUGACAUUGGAUCUGAGAUGGUGGUCGGUUUUGCAUUCAGGACACACAAGCCGGAUGGUGUGAUACUGACCAUUAGUGAGCCAUCAGGGUCCCCAGCAUUAACACUGGAACUUCAUCAAGGACAGAUUAAAAUGACUGUAAACAACGAGGACAAGUACUCGGCAACAACAUCAGAAAAUCAGUUCUCUCUUUGUGACAACAAAUGGCACACUGUUGAGGCCAGUGUCGUCGGCAAUGUCAUCAAACUUAACGUUGAUGGGAAGUCUCAGUUUGGUGUCAGUUCCAGAGGAGAUACAUUCAUGACGACCUCCUCACCCCUAAUAGUAGGAGGUGUACCAGUGUUUGCGACAGUGCAGGGCGCUGCCUCUACCAAUGAAGACUUUGAAGGAUGUUUGCGUGACUUUAGGUUUGGACGAUUAGAAGGAGAUACAUCCCCUAUAGACUGGUUCUCGAUACCUAUAGACAGUAACAUCUACAAGACUGGUUGUCCUGUAUGAUAGUAAAGUGAUCUAGUGUGUGUAUUCUGUUUGUAUUCCCGGUUACUACAACAUUUUUGUCAAGAAAGGCCGUGAGGUAGAUCUGAUGUUAGUCUAGUAUAAGAUACUGAAGAAAGGAAACAGUUCACAAGGUCGUUCUGAACUGAUAAAGGAGACAAACGAGUCUAGAGUACUGAGCACCAUUGCCUCAGUCUGCAACUCAUCUUCAUCUUAACACACCAUGUUAUAUUAAAUAGCACUGCUGUGUGGCUGGAAAUCUCAUUGGCUAUCCUUAUAUAUUGAUGUAGAUUGUCCAAAUAUUUUAUUGAAAAUUACAUGUACUUUAAUUUGUUGAAGAAAAAUACACUGCUCUUCAUAAAUUACCCAAAUCUGUCGAUGUAGAUUACCCUAAUCUGUUGAUGUAGAUAACCCUAAUCUAUUGAUGAAGAUUACUCUAAGCUGUUGAUGAAGAUUACUGUAAGCUGUUGAUGUAGAUUAUCCUAAUAUUUUGAUGUAGAUUACCUCAAAUCUGCUGAUGUAGAUAACCUUAAUCUGCUGAUGAAGAUUACUCUAAGCUGUUGAUGAAGAUUACUGUAAGCUGUUGAUGUAGAUUAUCCUAAUAUUUUGAUGUAGAUUACCAAAAUCUGCUGAUGUAGAUUACCUUUAUCUUUAGAUGUAGAUUACCCUAAUCUGUUGAUAUAGAUUACCUCUAAUCUGUUGAUGUAGAUUACCAUAAUCUGCUGAUGUAGAUUAACCUAAUCUGCUGAUGUAGAUAAUCCUAUUCUGCUGAUGUAGAUUACCCUAAUCUGCUGAUGUAGGUUACCCUAAUCUGUUGAUGUAGAUUACCCUAAUCUGUUGAUCCAGAUUACCUGGUAUCCUAAUAUGUUGAUGUACUGUAAUUAUCUUAAUCUGUUGAUGUCAAUUACCUUAAUCUACAUGUGUGUAGAAAGAAUCACAAUAUGAUACAAAUGAAGAUGGCAGGUAUAUGAUAUGUACAUAUGUUAUACGUGAUGUGUCUGUGUAGUAUUGUACUUACUCCAUAGACACGUGUAUAGAAAGUUUGAUUGACAUUGGCCAGUAAUGCUUUGUAUUACCUCAGGUAAAAUUACCACACCUGUGCUAUCCCCCCAGGUAGACGUAGUUACAAUUGUCUGAUCACAGACUACUUACAUCUGUGUUCAGAAGCUACAUUGUUCAAAUCUAAUAUCAAGAAAAAGAAAUAUUUUAUCAACUCAUAUCUAAAGAAAUAUAUUGUCAACUCGUAUCUAAAGAAAUAUAUUAUCAACUCGUAUUUUUCAGAUGCUUCACAUUCUAACUCAAACAUUGCAUGAACAUGAUAUAUGUGUAUACUGUCUAUGUUCAAUUUCAAAAAAAUGGAAUUUUACAUAAAGGUCCUGAUUACAGUAAAGGAUUAAUUCACCUGUGAAAUCAUCUUCUGACCUGCUGGUUUUCAUUUUAAUAAACUGCACUGAACAUUUUUGUAGAUCACUUGGCCAGAUCACUUGAUUUUACCAUAAUGUUGUUAUGUUCUAUGAUUUUCUUCAUACCAAGUACUUUGUCGGGUAACUAGUAGGGUAUUUACGGUACUUCCAUCCUUGUCCACAUACCAAAUACUAGGCCAGGUAAACUAGGUAUUUACGGUACUUCCAUCCUUAUCCACAUACCAAAUACUAGGCCAGGUAAACUAGGUAUUUACGGUACUUCAAUCCUGAUCCACAUACCAAAUACUAGGCCAGGUAAACUAGGUAUUUACGGUACUUCAAUCCUGAUCCACAUACCAAAUACUAGGCCAGGUAAACUAGGUAUUUACGGUACUUCCAUCCUUAUAAUCCACAUACCAAAUACUAGGCUAGGUAAACUAGGUAUUUACGGUAGUGUUUCAUGAUAACCUCAAUACUAAAUACUUGAAGUAACUAGCUAAUAGGGUAUACAGUUCAUGUAUAAGUAAUAUUCCCAUGCUUACCCAGGUAAUGUCAGUAGAGUAUUUAAGUUAUCAUGUUGUAUUCCAUACUUAGCCUCAUCUGACAUGACUUGGCCCUGAUGAAAUAUAACCACAAGUCAACUACCCCAAAUCUCAUCAAUAAUUUACAGGUAGAUGAUCAGGUGUGGGUAGCUAGACAGGGUGGAUGCAGAUUAAUUAAUUAGGAUAUGCUUGUCUAACAUGUGUGAGUGGGUGGUUGCAUGCAAGCCGAUCAUGCACUCAUGCCUGUUAAGAGUUAAAGCGCCUCUCUCCUAGCUAACGGUCAGUAAAUCUACGUAUUGUUACACGCAGUAGGAGAUGAUGGUCACUAAUACCAGAGAAAUGAAAGGAUAUUAAAUAUAAUGCUGUUCUUAUAAGUCAAUAGGUGGUCGUACUUAAUCGGAGUAAAUAGUGACGAGAUGGUACGGCACUGUGAUAUUAACCACUAGCUGUUGUCACAUUCUAUAAAAGGAACUG